AUGCAAUACCCUUAUUUGAUUUCACGCUUGGUAGACCCUGUUGCAGCUUUGUUUAUCGGAUCCGCUGCCUAUUUUCUUCAAGAGAAGAGACUCGGGCGUGAAGAGGGCCAUACGUUUAUAGAGCUCGCAAUGAAAAGAUGGAGGGGCGAACCUUAA
Molecule: messenger RNA, 156 nt
Organism: Australozyma saopauloensis
Lineage: Eukaryota; Fungi; Ascomycota; Pichiomycetes; Serinales; Metschnikowiaceae
Exons: 1
Coding region: 1-156 (51 amino acids)
Biological process (GO): protein secretion
Source: RefSeq, a predicted model, not a curated record